AUGAACUGGUUGUGGGAACAUCAUCAGUUUUUAAUGCACCAAUACUUUUUACUUCCAUUCGCAUUUUUGUUUUAUUUUCUUGCCAAACUGGGUCAUCUGUCCUUAACAUACAGGUACCUGUUUGUCGCUGUUGGAGGAUGCGUCCUGGCAGUCAUCACAAUGGGGAUCUACAGCGCACUUCUGUUCACCUCCACCUUUGUCUUUAUUCUGCUCGUGUGCUCUGUGGAUCCCAGCAGUGUCCACAUCUGGGCGUUUAGUAUCCAGAUGUUGUGGCAAACCUUCUGGCACCUGCUUAUACAGUACAGGGAAUACUACCUGCAUGAGCCUGUCUGCAUCAGAUUGUUUCUGGCUAUGUCCUCUUUGAUGCUGCUCACUCAGAGAAUCACCUCAGUGUCCAUGGACCUCCAGGAGAAACGAGUUAUGCUAACAUUUAAUGCUUCAUCCAAAAGGAAGGCGUGUGUGAUGCUUCUCCCUCUUAUCAGCUACACCCUCAAUUUCACCACACUGCUCGGUGGCCCUUUAUGCUCCUACAGUCGAUUCGUGUCCCUUAUGGCGGGAAUAAGACUCAACCCUCCACCUAAUCCACAGGGUGUGGUCUUCCUAAAGCUGAUACAGGUGCUAUUGCUGGAGUGUUUAAGGUAUUGUCUUGUGUAUUUUCUGAAACACAACAACUAUGAUCCCUACAACUCCAUUUUUCUCUAUGGCAUCCUGUGGGUUUGGGGUGUGGCGGUGGUUUUGAGGAUGCAAUAUUAUUCUCACUGGAGGAUCAGUGAAUGUCUCAAUAACGCAGCUGGGUUUGGCUUUUGGGAAAAUGCCCCAGGAAGCUCCCCAGACUGGAGCAGACUAUCUGACGGAGAUUUCUGGACCACCGAGGCGUCGAGCCGCAUUUCAGAGUUUGCCCGUCGAUGGAACACGACAACAGCUUCAUGGCUGCGUAGACUGAUUUAUAUGAGAUGCAAGCGUUUCCCAUUGUUCAUGACUUUUGGGUUUUCACUGUGGUGGCAUGGUUUGCAUUUAGGUCACUUUGUGGGAAUUUUGACCUGGGCUGCAACAGUGAAAGCAGAUUAUCACAUACACGGUCACCUGCGCCGAAGACUUUCAUCUACAUGGAGGAAAACAUACACUUGUUUAAGCUGGAUAAACACUCAAAUGAUUGUUGCUUGUAUUGUUAUAGCAGUAGAAUUAAGAAAUAUGUCUGGUUUGAGACUUUUGUCGUCAACAUACAUAGGUCUGUUUCCACUUUUUAAUAUUAUUCUGCUCUUUAUCCUUUUAAAACUCAACACAGUUUAG
Dicentrarchus labrax (European seabass) is the source of this 1290-nucleotide messenger RNA. It is a transcript of the gene mboat4, whose product is annotated as membrane bound O-acyltransferase domain containing 4. The transcript has 3 exons. Gene Ontology annotation, biological process: lipid modification; peptidyl-serine octanoylation. The coding region runs from base 1 to 1290 and encodes 429 amino acids. Gene Ontology annotation, cellular component: endoplasmic reticulum membrane. The record is from RefSeq and is a predicted model, not a curated record. Gene Ontology annotation, molecular function: serine O-acyltransferase activity. Lineage: Eukaryota; Metazoa; Chordata; Actinopteri; Moronidae.